AUCAAUUAUUUCAGAAUUGGUUUUUCUUGAUCGGAGUACGCUUGCACUGAAUUGUUUGGGUGCUAAACUCGCCGAUUCGAACGCAGACGUUAUCAUUCUUCGACAGACGACAGGCUGAGAGGUUCGGUCGUAUUUUGCCGAUGGGUUUGCAGCGAGGUGAUUUCAACAUGAACGGAGACAGUCAGUUAAUUUUCGAGAAAGACUCUUCUAAGAGCCAGCAGUCGUUGUUGGCUGCAAUGAACAAAUUUUCACAGGCCGUCAGUGCCAUGGAUGAUACCAUCAUGGUUCCUUCACGUCUGCUGGACGUGCCUCUCAAAAACGGACAAUCUUCACCUAACGACAACCGAGGAGCUUUAGUACCAUUCGAAGGGAAAGUUGGAAACGGCACCGACUUAUAUAGCUUUUAUAUGUUAUUGAACACAAUCAGUACGGACCUGGUUCGUGGACCUCCUCAACUCGAGGAUGACGAAGGUGGAGAUCCAAGAUACUCUCGUGUGGACGAACAGACGAAACAAGUAGCAAAUAUGUUCAGGCAUCAUUUGAGUGGACUACAUUCAGUGCUAAAUCAGUUGACGGACGCUGCGCAUUUUCUGACUCAGAGAUAUACGGACGAGAUUGAAAACGAUGCUGCCAAGAUGAGUGGAAGUCCCUAGAAGAACUCCACCCCGAAAGAAACUGAAUUUCUAACCUGCUUUUGAACGCAAAGGGAAUAUAUAUGUGUGACCAGUAUUCUGCCAUGGAAUAUUUAUUUUUCGUGACAUUAGAGCAUUUAUUCAAGCGGGCACGUUUCGCGGCUGCAGCGGUGAAAAGAGAUCGAAUGAUGCAACUUGUUUGUGCAGACGACGGAUCAGCUGUUUCAAGAUGGCCGCCAGCUAUAGAACUUGGGCAUCACCCGGCGGUUUCUAUGACGACGGCACGUGGCGGUUAGGAAUAUGUUGGCCUUGGUGAACAAUUAAGAGUCCGAGAACGGUACUUUUUGAUCAAAGCGAACUUAUGUACCACGUCCUUGCCCCAAAGAUUGAGCAGUGAAACUGUUAAAGAAGAUGAACUGCGUUAUCACGAAACGGAUGUUGUUCAUAAAUCCAAUUUCUCUAUAGACUCUAGUCCAAGACUGACUUUUGUAAUGACACUGCUGGAAUAUCUUGAAACACCACAGGAAACGAGCAGGUCAAUCCUUGAUUGGUCAGGACGUGCCUGACGGUUUCGUGGGGGAUGUCCCCCGUCCCUGGGAAAGUCUUUGGUGAACUUUUGCGAAGAGACUUUCACUGCCACUUUCAAGAGUGAUGGAACUAAUCAAUUAUGCUAUUGGUCUUCUGCUCACCCGAGAUCUUUCUCGAGUGCCAGGAGGCGGUUGGGUGGAGUUGAGUAGGGGCGGGAGGGGAAUUCUUAGACUGGCGUACAAUCACAAAACUUAGCAAACUUCAUAAAAGAUUGUAGGGAAAUGAAGAUAAAGAAGCAAUGGGAGGUAACUGUCAAACAGUCGGACCAUGCCAAUACCCAUUAAUUGUUACAUUUGGCAAAUUUAUUUUCUUCUAAAUAAUGUGCAAUUUUCUUCUCUUGGGCAUUUUCUGUGUGUAUUUCUGAACUCUACUUAUGCCUGUGAAAAUAGGCGAUUACUUUAUCACUGGUAUCGUGAAAAGUUUUCUGACCAGUACUGUAUAUAUUUUCUCUUGUUUUCUUUCGGUCUGUAUAUGUUCAAUCUUUUCAACUGCGUUGGGCCCUAUUGGUAUACGAUUGUUCUUACUUGGACUAGAGCUUGGAGUACUAUUAAGCCUAUUACGGUAUUAGUUUAGGUUGUCUUUGACAGAUUUUGACCGAAAUUCAAAAUGUAUUUCUGUAUAACACUGGGAUUCCAUUGUUUUUUAUCCUUCUUGGUGCAUGUGUACUCCCAGUAACAUAACGCCAGUCUAUGCAUCAAUACUGGAUGCUCGCGCGUCAGGCGUGAAUAACAGGUCGAUAACAUGUCUAGCUAACCUCAUUCCUAGCUAUCUGUUAUCUCUAUAGUAUAUUUGUUGUCGCUACCAUGUUUAAGGGGGUUUGAACGGAAAGAUUUAUUCACCUAAACUGUGUCAGGUCGCCAUGACUUUCUUACCGCACACAACUUCUUUGGUCUUUGAGGCGCACACUGCAACCCAACAAAUCAGGCGCAACUGCGCGAUGCCGUGCGCCUUGAUGUUACCGGGGAUGUUACUUCUGACCAAGACUGCAGGAAUGCUUACUUUUCAGGGCUGGGUUUUUGAUACUCCUACCUGAAAUAUCGGGAGGCAGGGUAUAUAGGAUGGGUUGGAAUGGAGUGGUUUCGUUACAGUAUACCACAUCUGGUCUAAAAAUACACACAUGUUGCGCAUGAUGAACUUUUCGUUGACAUCUGAAUUGCAGCUGUUGGGGUUAUUUUAAGUAUUCAUGAAAUUCAUCUACAAUAUGUCACUGCAGUGUAUAGUGAUCUCACCAAUGUCCUCAGGAUGAACCUGUCAAUAUUCAUCUGAAUAUGACAAGUGCUGGAGUACUGUUCGAAGUUGAAUAAUCUGAACAGGGUAAUGCUUCAAUCAAGUUGUUAGGCUGGUUACUCUAAGAUUCCCGGUUUGUCGUAUUGGCCCCUGCGUUGGUGAGAGUUCGGAGUGGGAGAGGGGGUACCGUACGGGUUAUUAUGUGUACAGAGUACAUGACGUUUAAUUGUCCUCAGUAAAGAACUAUUCACACAUAUUUGCUAGAUUCUAAAUCUCAACGCACGAAAUUUAUACAUGAAAAUUGACUAUACUUUUGAAAACAUUUGUGAUACGCGGCAAUAAAUUUUGUAAAGAAAUAUAAAA
Messenger RNA from Lineus longissimus, 2810 nucleotides. Its product is annotated as mid1-interacting protein 1-B-like. Gene Ontology annotation, biological process: regulation of lipid biosynthetic process. NCBI's taxonomy places the organism in Eukaryota, Metazoa, Nemertea, Pilidiophora, Heteronemertea, Lineidae. The record is from RefSeq and is a predicted model, not a curated record. Bases 141 to 653 code for a protein of 170 amino acids. The transcript has a single exon. Gene Ontology annotation, cellular component: cytosol.